Molecule: messenger RNA, 745 nt
Organism: Phoenix dactylifera (date palm)
Lineage: Eukaryota; Viridiplantae; Streptophyta; Magnoliopsida; Arecales; Arecaceae
Source: RefSeq, a predicted model, not a curated record
CCCUAUUCGGCUUGAACCCGUCGCCCUCACCCGUCGCGUUCGCCGUUCGCCCCUUCACCCGUCGCGUUCGCCGUUCGCCUGUUCGCCCCUCUUUCGCCGUUUGCCGUUCGCCUGUUCGCUCACCUCUUCGGCGUCGGCGUCCCAAGCCGGAGUUUAAUGGUUCUGAAAACUUUGAAUUUUCAGAAUUCUAUAAGAAAACUCAUAUCAAGAAGAAUAAAGAGUGGAUUGAUCCUAUUUGCACCGUGAAACAUUCAAAGAUGUUGAGCUUGCAAGAAGAAUCUUUCCAAUCUGGUGUGCAAUUAACAUCAGAGGAGAUGUCUAGGCAGGCACUUGGAAAAAGGAAGAGAUACAUUCUUGGAUUUGGGGAUGGGCCGAAGCCCUCUUCCUCUUCUUCUACACCUAGUCAUGUGUCACAAGACCAUGUUGGGAAGUUGCAGAAACUUAAAGUUGAGAUGGAGGAGAUGAAGAUCGAGCGUGAGAUGGAGCGUGAGGAGCUGCGGAGGCAAUUGGAGCAGGAGAGAAGAGAGCGUGAGGAGGAAAAGAAAGAGCGAGAGGAAGAACAGAAGCAAAUUGCACAUCUUACAAGUUUGGUGACAGAGUUCUUAAAAGGAAAGACUCAAACGCACAAGUCAUCUAUCCAUCAUGAUGGGGCCAUGUAUUCAACUGGUGGUACAAAUACUCGUUGAUACAUGGUGGAGUUAUGAGCAUGUGAAAUCUAGUUUCUGGUACAUGGAUAGCUUUUGUU